Molecule: messenger RNA, 2197 nt
Organism: Mizuhopecten yessoensis (Yesso scallop)
Lineage: Eukaryota; Metazoa; Mollusca; Bivalvia; Pectinida; Pectinidae
Exons: 2
Coding region: 162-1550 (462 amino acids)
Source: RefSeq, a predicted model, not a curated record
CGGACUCAUUAAGCGUGGCCUAAUUGAUGUUUGACAGCCAGUCUCUUUGUUAGGUUGUUACAGAUCCCUCCCUAGUCGUUUCUGUACGGAUCAAUCCUGUUACUUAUAAGCAGGCGUGAGUGUUCUCCUACCAGAGACUACGUACCUGAACAACCGACAACAUGCUGACAGGAACAGCUGCCAUGUGGCUUCUCACGAUAGCCCUCCUUCUGGUCUGUGGCCGGAUUAACGGUUUACAGGCAGACCACGAGCUCGACAAACGCGAUGCUGACCAGGACGUAAGCGUAGACGAACUUCCGGUUGAUGAAAAACGACAAUUCGAUUCUAUCUCCGGAAAUAGUGGAUUAUCAGGAUUUGCAAAAAAGACAUUUGAUUCGAUCUCUGGAGGUCAUGGAAUGCCCAGCUUUGCGAAACGCACCCUUGAUAGUAUAUCUGGAAAUGGUGGCAUAUCUUCAUUUGCAAAACGCAAAUUUGAUUCGAUUUCUGGAAAUGGAGGAAUGUCCGCAUUUGCAAAACGCAACUUUGAUUCGAUAUCUGGAAAUGGCGGCAUGUCAACAUUUGCCAAACGCAAAUUUGAUUCGAUAUCUGGAGAUGGGGGAAUAUCUUCAUUUGCAAAACGACGAUUUGAUUCGAUCUCUGGAAAUGGUGGUAUGUCACCAUUCGCUAAACGCAAAUUUGAUUCGAUCUCUGGAAAUGGUGGUAUGUCAUCAUUCGCUAAACGCAAAUUUGAUUCGAUAUCUGGAAAUGGCGGUAUGUCAUCAUUUGCAAAACGCAACUUUGAUUCGAUAUCUGGAAAUGGCGGUAUGUCAUCAUUCGCAAAACGCAGAUUUGAUUCGAUCUCUGGAAAUGGUGGUAUGUCACCAUUUGCUAAACGUAAAUUUGAUUCGAUAUCUGGAAAUGGUGGUAUGUCAUCAUUCGCUAAACGCAAAUUUGAUUCGAUAUCUGGAAAUGGCGGGAUGUCAUCAUUUGCAAAACGCAACUUUGAUUCGAUAUCUGGAAAUGGCGGUAUGUCAUCAUUCGCGAAACGCAGAUUUGAUUCGAUAUCAGGAGAUGGAGGAAUGUCGACAUUCGCAAAACGACGAUUUGAUUCAAUCUCCGGAAACGGAAAAUUAUCUGGAUUUGCAAAGCGACCACUCGACUCGAUCUCUGGAAAUUCUGGAAUCUCUGGUUUAAUGAAAAGGAGGUUUGAUUCAAUAGAUGGUUCAGCCGGACUGGAAGGAUUUAACAAACGAAAGUUUGAUUCAAUAUCCGGAAACGGUGGUCUCAGGGGAUUUUCUAAAAAGAACUUUGACAGCAUCGACGGAGGCGCGGCAUUCCAGGGCUUCGCAAAGAAGAGCGAACAGGACAGUGACACAGACGAGGAACGCAACUCUUUGUCAAAAAGACGUAUGGAUUCGAUUGUAGGUGGGGGUGGAUUUGGACGUUUUCACAAAAGAAAUUUUGACUCGAUAGAUGGAGAUGGAUCCAUUAUGGGAUUUGCAAAGAAAUCCUUCGAUAGUAUCGACGGAGGAAGUCUCAAUGCAUUCGUGAAAAAGGAUGACGAAGCUUGAAUGUCUUGUUUCGGUCCAGUGACUAGUGUAAGACGUACACAAUAAUGUACAACGAAGUACAACAACGUACAACCGCGUACAACUGAAAGUGUACAAAACCCAGAGUACACUUAUUCUGUACACAGAUCAUUAUUUUAUUUAUGAAGUUGUGUCUACAUUUGUAUCACCAGAGAGCUAUUUUAAUUAUCUGUAAAUAUAAAUAUGCAAACAGAAAUAUACGGACUAUUUUAUUACGGCGAGAUAAGGCGGUGAAUGGGAGGAUGGAAUGUCUGGUUUGUCAUGUGAUAUGGACUAAACUCACUAUAGUAGAUAUAUUUAAUUUUACUUAUUUUGUAAUUGCUAACGAGGUGACCAAGCAAUGUUUACGUUCUGCAUGUUCUGUGUCUGAGAAGACACCCCAAACUUUUUUUCUUUUUAAACAAAAUAUUUUGUUUCCAUUGCGAUUUUUAACAUGAUUCCACAUUAAUUAUCUUUGAAUGAGUCAUAUGAAUAUUGGUUUAACCAGUCUAUUGGUUUAAGGGGGUAUGAUGCGUGUGAGUCUCGUUGAACGAGAUUUCAUGUCCGACUGUUUUUUCACUCACAAUCUGUAAGACCUUUCUUCAUCAUUUAUGUACAUUACAAAUAAAACACAUCUUACAAGUGUAAAA